AUGUGUGCGACGAUUCGCGUCGGGAAAGAAGACUGUGACCCGGUGAACACCUUUACUGGAGAGCUCUAUGGACUCACCAACGAAGAGAUCAUUUGUAAAACUUCCUCUUCAUACGCAGGUCCGCUGUCAGCCCAGGUGCUGGUGGCCGGGCGCGGCCUCUCACAGGUGAAAGACCAGCGGCGUCAGGUGUCCGCCCAGGACACCGUCUACGACUUCCUCGCCGUGCCAGAACUGAGCAGCGUGUCGCCGACGACCCUCGCCGCCCUGGGAGGCGCCGUUGUCACUGUGCAGGGCGUCGGCUUCGACGAGCAGCCGGGCAAGACCCGUGUCCACAUCGGAGGGGCUGAAUGCGGUGUGAUAUCGGCUACUUCGACCCGGGUAACGUGCGCGGCGCCCGCCGAGCAAGCUACGACGCCACAGCUGCGAGGCGGCGCCGGCGUGCUUUACGAGGUCUGGCUGGACGCCGAGGUCGACGACCUCGGUGACCUCUCGUCGCUGACUCCGGACACGGCCGGGUAUGGCGCAGAGCGUCUGCGGGACGCUGCCGUCACCAACAAUACGUUCGGCCAGGACGCGGCGUUUGUCGGUCGCAUGAGCGGCUGGCUGCGCUCGCCGCGGCUCGGCCAGUUCGUGUUGACCCUGCAGUCGGACGGGCCGGGCCGGCUCGCACUCGGCCCCUCCCCGGACAGCCUGCAGCAGUCCCCAGUUGCCGAAACCAAUGGAAACUUCGACAUCAUCAAGAAGUCCGGCGAGAUCAACAUGACGACUGGCCAGUGGACGUAUUUUGAGGCGACACACAAGCAAGGGUCCGGGUACCGGCUGCAGGUGGGGCUGAUCGACUUCGACUCGCCCGUCACGCGAGACGAGUCGCGCGCGGCCAGGACGGACACCCAGACACUGUUCAUCAAGGGCACGCUGCGUCAGGAGCGGCAGGUGCUCAGCUUUCAAGACUGGCCAGCAGCAGGCAGGGACAUCCAGCUCGAAUACAACGGCAUCGUAUCGGGGGUCACGAUCAACACGGCCUCGGCCACGGAAGACACGUGGCGCUCGGCGGCGUUGGACGUGUUCUCGGCCCGCUGCCAGUACGCAGCCGUGGACCAGGCGUGGCUGCAGACAUUCGAGGAGGACUCGUCCACGAUCGGCGGCGAGACGGAAUAG
Messenger RNA from Pollicipes pollicipes, 1158 nucleotides. RefSeq lists its product as uncharacterized. Bases 1 to 1158 code for a protein of 385 amino acids. The transcript has 11 exons. The record is from RefSeq and is a predicted model, not a curated record. Lineage: Eukaryota; Metazoa; Arthropoda; Thecostraca; Pollicipedomorpha; Pollicipedidae.